AUGGGGAAAGAGGAAGCAAAGGUUUUUCAUGAAGAACAAGGUGUGUGCAAUGUCAAGUCUGGUCCGUCUGAGUCUGGCCUGUCGGAGUCUGGCCUGUCGGAGUCUGGCCUGUCGGAGUCUGGCCUGUCGGAGUCUGGCCUGUCGGAGUCUGGCCUGUCGGAGUCCGGCCUGUCGGAGUCCGGCCUGUCGGAGUCCGGCCUGUCGGAGUCCGGCCUGUCGGAGUCCGGCCUGUCGGAGUCCGGCCUGUCGGAGUCCGGCCUGUCGGAGUCCGGCCUGUCGGAGUCCGGCCUGUCGGAGUCCGGCCUGUCGGAGUCCGGCCUGCCGGAGUCUGGCCUGUCGGAGUCUGGCCUGUCGGAGUCUGGCCUGUCGGAGUCUGGCCUGUCGGAGUCUGGCCUGUCGGAGUCUGGCCUGUCGGAGUCUGGCCUGUCGGAGUCCGGCCUGUCGGAGUCCGGCCUGUCGGAGUCCGGCCUGUCGGAGUCCGGCCUGUCGGAGUCCGGCCUGUCGGAGUCCGGCCUGUCGGAGUCCGGCCUGUCGGAGUCUGGCCUGCCGGAGUCUGGCCUGUCGGAGUCUGGCCUGCCGGAGUCUGGCCUGCCGGAGUCUGGCCUGUCGGAGUCUGGCCUGUCUGAGUCUGUAAUGGCUCAGGAAAUAUCACGAAUGAUCUAA
Molecule: messenger RNA, 663 nt
Organism: Knipowitschia caucasica
Lineage: Eukaryota; Metazoa; Chordata; Actinopteri; Gobiiformes; Gobiidae
Source: the annotation of a GenBank genome assembly